CUUGAGACACCCAUCAUAUUAAUAACCCUAGCAGCAGCAGAGCUCCAGUCUUUCCUUUGUGCCUCCUUUGGGUUUUUUUUUUUAUCAGCAGCAGCCGGCAAAAGAAGCAUCCACAGCCUCUCAGAUCGCCAUGGCUGAACAGGUGAUUCCCCCAUCAUCAAAUACUACUCCCAAGAUUUGAGCUUUUGAUUUCCUAACCUUUCCGAUUUGUUUUGUGAUUGUUUUUUUUCUUUCUUUUGCCAGACGGAGAAAGCUUUCUUGAAGCAGCCUAAGGUCUUCCUUUGCUCGAAGAAGGCUGGGAAGACCAACAAGCCUGGGAAGGGAGGCAAGCGUUUCUGGAAGAGCGUUGGCUUGGGUUUUAAGACCCCUCGUGAAGCCAUUGAAGGUAUUUAUAUAUUCAUUCAAAAACCCUCUUCUUUUCCUACUGUGUUCUAGGGUUUACGGACAUUGAUGUUUCUAGUUUUGUUAAGUUUACAAUGAAAUGAUGCUCGGAUUAUGAUUAAGUUCUUUGAAACAAUAUGAUAUAAGUCAGGAUUGGGAAAUAAGAAUGUAUAGUAUUAUAUAUUUCAGUAGAGACGAUAUCCUGUGAAUGGUAAGGUGUUGAUAUCCUAUGAAUGGUAAGGUGUUGAUAUCCUGUAAAUGAUAUGGUGUUGAUAUUGUCCAUUUGUUAAAAUAGGUGAAUGAAAUUGUUUCUGUGAAACCUAUGUUAUGCUUGGUUUUAACUGUGACACCAUCCUGUUAGAAUUUGAGAACUGUGUUAGGCUUUUUACUUUGAAGUGUGUUGUGGCGGACUUUGUUUGUUGUUGUUUAUGCUCUCUGUAAUUUGUAAAAUUUAAUUGCUUUGAAGUAUAUACACUAUUGUUUUCUGUGCCAAACUAUUUUAGUUUCCAAAAAAAAAAGCCCAACCAUUUGAUUGGGGUAUAAAACUUGAAAUCAUGGUCUUAAGCUUGGUUUGUUACUUUGUUCCAGAAGUGAUUUGAAAUUUUUUCUUUUUGGGGUUGGUCUGUGCACGUAGUUUAUCUCUCUGUGGACUUCUUUUGCAGUUUUAUUUGAACUUAACCUUUGGUUGUAGAUGAUAGAUUGUUCUGCUUGCCUAAUAAUGCCCUUGGUGGUUGUUUAUCUCUUCCCUAGAGAGUAUCAAUAAUUGGUGGUUGUUUUGUUUGAAGCCUUCAAUCUAUGAAUAUUGUCUUGCUGUGUAUUUUGUCCGUGAUUGUUCCCCACCUUGUGCGGUACCCUACACACUAGUAUGAUAUGUAUACCUCCUUCAUCCUCACUUUCCUUUGUUCUCCUUGUCAUUAUGCUCUUCCCUCUCCUUUCUUUCACCUAAUUUUCCAGCCCUACUGUGCUUUGUUUUCAGGUACUUAUAUUGACAAAAAAUGCCCAUUUACCGGCACAGUGUCAAUCAGAGGCCGUAUAAUUGCUGGUACCUGCCACAGUGCUAAGAUGGAUAAAACCAUCAUUGUUAGGCGUAACUACCUGCACUUUGUGAAGAAAUACCAGAGAUAUGAAAAAAGGCACUCUAAUAUCCCAGCUCACAUCUCUCCUUGCUUCCGUGUGAAAGAAGGAGACCAUGUCAUUAUUGGGCAGUGCAGGCCAUUGUCGAAAACAGUACGAUUCAAUGUGUUGAAGGUGAUUCCAGCAGGAUCCUCUGGUACUGGAAAGAAGGCUUUCACUGGAGCUUAA
This is a messenger RNA of Oldenlandia corymbosa var. corymbosa, 1683 nucleotides long. Lineage: Eukaryota; Viridiplantae; Streptophyta; Magnoliopsida; Gentianales; Rubiaceae. The record is from the annotation of a GenBank genome assembly.